UUUUGGUUCAUUGGGGUGAAAAAAAAAGACGGGUGUGGGUUGUGGCGCGCGUCAGGGCGGUCAGCUGAUGCACCACAACAACACAACACGGCUGAUCGCCAGGCACUGCCACGUUCGUAGGUGAGUGUCUGGAGUUCAGGCCCCAGGACACCGGCAGCACCAUGUUCCCGGCACUGCGGCACCACGGGGCGGGGCUGCUGAGGUUGUGGAAGGUCAGGCCAUUGCAGACAGCACCCCUCACUAGGCGACUGCUGCACGCUGAGCGGCAGCAACACCGCGGCCUCAUCAAGGUGGAGGGCACAGAGGCAGCAGACUUCCUGCAGGGGCUUGUGACCAAUGACAUGGGCCACCUGGAGGGACAGGCAGCAGGCAUGUACUGUCUCCUGCUCAACAGACAGGGGAGGGUCCUGCAUGACACUAUAAUGUACCGGCGUGGCCCUGGCACCUUCCUGCUGGAGUGUGAUGCUGUGCGGGCCAGCCAGCUGGAGCGCCACCUCAGGAUGCACCGCGUUCGUCGCCGCUUGGCAGUGGAUGACAUCACUAAGGACCUCAGCGUUUGGUGUGUGUUUGAUCCUGAACCUGACCUCACCCAGCUGCUCCCGGUUGAUCCUGAGUCCCUCUAUAUGAACCCCCAUGUGGAGGCUGGGACGGCACUGCCCCUGGAGGGGAAUCCCGGGGAUGUGUUGGUGAUACAGGACCCCAGGAUGCGGCAACUGGGCCAUCGCCUGGUGGUGCCAGCAGCCACAGCAUCACUCAGGAGACUGAUGCCAAUGGUGGAGGAGGAGAAGGGGGAAGGCUUCAGGGUCCUGCGCUACAUGCUGGGGGUGGGAGAGGGGUCUGAAGAGCUUCCCCCCACAAAGUGUCUGCCUCUGGAAGCAAACUGUGACUACCUACAUGGCAUCAGCUUCCACAAGGGCUGCUAUGUGGGCCAGGAGCUCACCGCAAGAACUUUCCACACAGGGGUUGUGAGGAAGCGCCUCCUGCCUCUCAUAUUUUCUGAGGAUGCAUCAGCAGUUUCUCCUGAUGCCACUGUGGUGAAUGAGCAGGGGAAGGCCGUGGGCAAAGUACGGGCCUGCUUAGGUCACUAUGGCUUGGGUCUUCUUAGGGUGGAGGAGUGUCUCUCGGCCAAAAGUUUAACUGUGGAAGAUCACAAAGUGCAGACUUUCCGACCUCCUUGGUGGCCUCUCCAGGCAUCUAAAACCAAACUGAACCAAUAAAGCUUAAUGCAUACUCUGUAAAAGACAGAUCUCAUCCACACCCAAUGAUGAAGUCACUCAGAUUUAGUUGUGUGGGGUUUCUGCACUGGUGCCUUGGUUGCAGUGUGAAGUCUGGUGUUUUAGAUGGUCAUGGCCAGCUGCAAAAAAUGACUGAAAUCUUGGUGAAUGGGUGAUAUGGACAAGGUUGUUAAGGAUAUUGUAUUAAUAGUGUUUUAAUGUAAAGAAAGUUCAUAUUUCCAGCUGAGGUCAUUACCAACAAUGAGUUUAAACUUGUCUACCAUGUAUUGAGCAAUACACUUAACCAGGAAUGUUUUGGGGACUUGCAACUUGACCAUACUAGUUGCAACUUCAGACUUUAAUUGAAGUACUGUAUUUUCUUUACUUGACAGGUGAUGUAAGGUAUAUCUGUUGAUUGAAAAUAAAGAUGUCGGAGGUG
This is a messenger RNA of Eriocheir sinensis (Chinese mitten crab), 1653 nucleotides long. RefSeq names its product putative transferase CAF17 homolog, mitochondrial. The transcript has 2 exons. Gene Ontology annotation, molecular function: protein binding. Gene Ontology annotation, cellular component: mitochondrial matrix. Lineage: Eukaryota; Metazoa; Arthropoda; Malacostraca; Decapoda; Varunidae. The record is from RefSeq and is a predicted model, not a curated record. The coding region runs from base 162 to 1217 and encodes 351 amino acids.